This is a messenger RNA of Anoplophora glabripennis (Asian longhorned beetle), 825 nucleotides long. Its product is annotated as homeobox protein zampogna-like. Gene Ontology annotation, cellular component: nucleus. The record is from RefSeq and is a predicted model, not a curated record. Lineage: Eukaryota; Metazoa; Arthropoda; Insecta; Coleoptera; Cerambycidae. Bases 1 to 816 code for a protein of 271 amino acids. Gene Ontology annotation, molecular function: RNA polymerase II cis-regulatory region sequence-specific DNA binding; DNA-binding transcription factor activity, RNA polymerase II-specific. Gene Ontology annotation, biological process: regulation of transcription by RNA polymerase II; cell differentiation. The transcript has 3 exons.
AUGGAGGACGACAGUCAGCACAGCCACAAGACGGAAAAGAGUUCCGCUGUGUCCAUCACGCCGUUCUCCAUAAACGACAUUUUGAGCGACAAAAAGGACAGCAAGGGUGAUGAUAGUGAUGUGCAGGAAUCGGCUUUGGAUAUGUCGAGGGCCCACAGGAGCGACGAUGAGUCCCUGUCGGGGCUGCCACAGCCGCCCCUGACUCCCGGCUACGCGUCCCCCCACCAAUCGGAGGACGGCUGCCUCCGAGACUCGGGCCAACCGGCUGGCGGCCGCAAGAAGCGGUCGCGGGCUGCCUUCACGCACGCGCAGGUCUUCGAGCUGGAGCGCCGUUUCAGCCAGCAGCGGUACCUCAGCGGGCCCGAAAGGGCCGACCUGGCCGCCGCUUUGAAGCUCACAGAGACCCAGGUAAAGAUCUGGUACCAGAACCGUCGAUACAAAACCAAGAGGAAGCAACUCCAAAUGCAAGAAUCCAAUAUGCUGGGCCAAAACGCCAAACGCGUAGCCGUCAAAGUGCUCGUCAAAGACGACAUGCCCAUUUUCCUUCAACAAAAAACGCCCAUCUAUCAGAAAAACGGGUACUACUCCGAACCGAGCAAGAGCGACUUCUUCGUAUACGAUCAGAUCAGCAAAGGGCUAGUCCAAAAGUAUCCCAAGACCAUCCAAGAGUCUAUGCUGACGCUUUGUCAGCAAUAUUCGAAUUCUAUGCACUUAUUUCCUUAUUUUAACUACUACCACCCGUCACUGAUCAGUAAUUUAAGUCAACCAGAAGAAGAAGUUAGUAAUUUAGAUGGCAGGGAUAGAGAGCAAAACUAGAAAUAGAAG